Mauremys reevesii (Reeves's turtle) is the source of this 1491-nucleotide messenger RNA. Its product is annotated as immunoglobulin superfamily member 1-like. The transcript is spliced from 7 exons. Lineage: Eukaryota; Metazoa; Chordata; Testudines; Geoemydidae. The record is from RefSeq and is a predicted model, not a curated record. Bases 1 to 1491 code for a protein of 496 amino acids.
AUGGCGUCUGCUCUCACCGUCCUCCUCCUUGAGCCCAGCUACCCCAAACCCAACAUCGCACUGCAGAGCCCCAGCUCGGGGGUCUCCCUGGGGGGAGCUGUGAGCAUCUGGUGUUGGGGGCAGCGCCGGGGCAUGCGGUUCAUGCUGAAUAAAGAGGGACGUCAUUUCCCACCCCUGGAUUCGGACGGGUUGGAGGUUGUGUUUCGCAUCAAAAACGUGAGCCGGGAGCACGGCGGGAGCUACAACUGCUCCUAUCACAGCAGAUUGGAGCCAUCCGCCGUGUCGUACCCCAGCGAACCCAUGGAGCUGGUGGUGAGAGAUCCCAGCUUACCCAGACCCAACAUCUCUCUGAGCCCCACGUGGGUCAUGGCCCCAGGGGCAGACGUCACCAUCCGGUGUCAGGGGCAGCGCCAGGACGUGAGGUUCUUCCUGCACAAGGCUGGAGAGCUGAACCCGCAGCAACACAUGGACCCUGCUGGGAACGUGGCCGAGUUCCGCAUCCCCAGCGUGGGCCAGCAGCACGGAGGGAGCUACAGCUGCAGCUACCGGCCCCGGUCAGAGCCCUUCGUGUCCUCGCAGCCCAGCGACCCCGUGCAGCUGGUGGUAACAGAGCCCAGCUACCCCAAACCCAACAUCUCCCUGAGCCCCGGCGGGGGGGUCUCCCUGGGGGGAGCCGUGACCGUCCGGUGUCGGGGGCAGCACCAGGGCGUGCAGUUCGUGCUGAAUGAAGAGCGACGCCAUUUCACACCUCUGGAUUCGGAAGGGUUGGAGGUUGUGUUUCCCGUCAGCAACGUGAGCCGGGAGGACGGCGGGAGCUACAACUGCUCCUAUCACAGCAGAUCGGCACCGUUCGCCGUGUCGUACCCCAGCGACCCUGUGGAGCUGGUGGUGAUAGAUCCAAGCUUACCCAGACCCAACAUCUCUCUGAACCCCACGUGGGUCAUGGCCCCAGGGGCAGACGUCACCAUCCGGUGUGAUGGGCAGCGCCGGGACGUGAGGUUCUUCCUGCACAAGGCUGGAGACCUGAACCCGCAGCGACACCUGGACCCUGCUGGGAACGUGUCCGAAGCAGCGCCCCCAGCCUACCCCAAACCCAGCAUCUCCCUGAGCCCCAGCUGGGGGGUCUCCCUGGGGGGAGCCAUGGCCGUCUGGUGUCGGGGACAGCACCAGGGCAUGAGGUUCGUGCUGAAUAAAGAGCGACGCCAUUUCCCACCUGUGGAUUCGGACGGGUUGGAGGCUGAGUUUCCCAUCAAGAACGUGAGCCGGGAGAACGGUGGGAACUACACCUGCUCCUAUCACAGCAGAUCGGAGCCGUUCAACGUGUCAUACCCCAGCGACCCUGUGGAGCUGGUGGUGAGAGCAGCUCCCCUGGGGUACCUGGAUUUCAUCAACACCAACAUCGCCCGCCUGGUGCUGAGUGCCGUGGUCCUGCUCAUCCUGGGGCUGAUCCUGGCUGAGGCCUAUUACAGCCGCCCGAGGGGGGCACCCUAG